AUGGCUGGCAACUGUCGUCGAGUUAGUUUCUCUCAAGGUGAUUAUCCGCCUCGAAAUCGAAACUCUUAUGCAUUUCAACCAAAACGAGCAUCGUUGAAUCCGAACAUAAUGGAAGAUACGUCUUCUGAAACGAUCAAAUCAGACGUACAAGAUAUCGAUACGACCGACUAUUUAGAACAUUCAGUAAUGGGCGCAUCACCGAAAUCAAUAGAGUCGCAAAAACAAUCUUCCAAUUCGAAAUUAUCAAUUCAAUCAAUACUGAAAACUCGAACAGCUUUCAAAAGAAAUAAGAGUUUGCUUCGUACGAAUGAAACGAACACUUCUGAAACGAAAAACCUAAGUUCACAUGGAAUAUUUCUCGUACCUAUCGAAAUUUUCGAAAUUGUUCAUCUUCGUCGAUUGAUUCUGUCACACAAUCAUCUGUCUUGCGUGCCACGCGAGAUUUGUUCAUUGGUCCAUCUUAACUAUUUGGAUAUAUCUUACAAUCCAUUAGUUCUCGAAGACAUUCUCAAUGACGAACCAUGCUUUCCACAUGAAUUCCAUCAUUUAACAAAUCUUCAGACAUUGAUAGUAGCCGAUUGUAAUUUAAGGGAUAUUCCAGCUGUUAUCUGGUCUACGACUAGUUUGAUUAAACUUGAUUUGAGUGGUAAUAAAGUAGGAUAUAUAAGUGGCGAGAUCGGUAAUUUGGUAAACUUGCAAUAUCUUCGCUUGUGUCGAAUGGGUCUCGUUACACUUCCAGCAGAAAUUGCCUUCUGUGAUCAAAUCAAAAUGAUCGAUAUACUUGAGAAUCCCAUCGAUAAUCUACCCGAAACUUUAACGGAAUGCCGUCAACUAUCCCAGUUAAAACUUAACUACAAACAAUUCUCUAAAACACUCGAUGACUACAUCAUUCUAUUGAUCGACCAAGGCAAAGUUCAAUCGCAGCAUAUUCCAUCAAUCAUAUUCGAACUCGAAGGUUUAGCCGUCUUAGAUUUAGAAGAGACAAAGAUCAAUUCCAUACCUGCUGAACAAACUCUCUUCAAUCUAACCGAAUUAUUUCUAUCCAAUAACUCUUUUCAUGAAAUACCACAAUCUGUAUGCAUGAUAUCACAAUUGAAAGUACUCGAUAUAUCAAUGAAUCAUAUCCGUACGAUAUCAAAACAUUUACUCGGACUAACUCGAUUAGAACAACUGAAUCUAUCGAAGAACAGAUUAACUUCACUUUCCGAACUGUUUGCCGGUUUGCCCAUGCUGAAAAAGCUAAUCGUUAGUCACAAUCAAAUCUAUACAAUCGAAGAGAAAUUUUCACAAAGUCGAUCACUGCUAUUAUUAGAUCUAUCUUACAAUCAUCUACAUUACUUUGCAAAUGAAUUCUGCGAACUUAUCCAAUUACAAAUGCUUGACAUACGAUAUAACCAACUUGGAUCUCUUCCGUUGUCUAUUCGACGAAUGACUGGACUUAAAUCAAUGAAUUCUUUCAACGAUGUCUCUCAGCGAACUGGACUUCAUUUAGUAGGUAACUCAAUAAACAAUCCACCGAGCUUCAUCUGGAAGUCGACAGAUAUAGAGGCGUUGUUCGUUUAUAUGGACAUGGAAGAGAAGCGCUUGUCAAGAAGUUUCUAUCAUCUGAAAUUGAUUUUUAUCGGACCGAAAGGUGUUGGGAAGACAACAUUUGUCACGGAACUUUUACACAACGAAAGCCGCAUUUCUAAAACACGGAAAACGCUCGCUAUGUUCACUUCUAAACGUCAAUUAGAUAAACCUCAAUUACCUUUCACUGACCAGAAUUAUCUCUCUGGUACUAGUUCACAAAUAUGCAGAACGUAUCCGCCGCCGUUGAAAAACUAUCGUUUGUCUGAAACAUCAAUCAAUAUGGUGCACAAAUCUACAUUUUCCACAAAGAAUAAUCUAUACUGUGCAAUUAUUGACCUGGCAAGUGCAACAAGUUUCGAAAUACUAUACCCGUUAAUGUACGAUUCGAAUGCUUUGUAUAUCUUGCCAAUAAAUCUCACUAGUUUACUGGAAAUUUUACAAAAUACACAUAACAAUGAAAGCCACACAGCUUCGAUUGAUUCUACUGAAUUACUGUCGAAGGACUGGUUACAAAAACAUAUAUUUCGGUACUUAGAAUCACUCUCUAGUCAUGGUAAAUACGUCUCUGUCGCUGUAAUUGGCCUUAUUGACGAUUCUAAGCUAGUGCUACCUAUGUUCCAUGCACAAACGCUACUCCGUGAGAUUCAGUCUCGAGUCAAUACCUUUUUGCUCGGUGCGAAUGUCAAUCAUUACUCUCGCUUUUUUCCAUUGCCAAUUGAUUUCAAAGAGAAAACUAUGUUAACAUCGUUUCUCCAACAAUUGGAGCGCAUUGCGCAACAACGGAAUGUUAGACAUCACAAGCAUAAACAACAGUUAAUUAAACAACGACUUGGCCUACAUCAACAACGUGCUUUAGUAAUGAACUAUGAAACUUGUUUCAGAUCUUUCCAAGAACGAAAUCUAACUUCGUCCAUUGCAACGGAUGCCAAUGAGGCGCAAGAAGAAAUAAAUCAGAUGUCAUUCGACGAGUGUUUAAACUAUCUAAAACUUACAGGAGAUAUUCUAUGUGUUGGCAAAACACCACAUUCGAUUCUUAUCCUUCAACCCGAUUAUCUCCUAAAUAAAAUCUUCGCUCAUACUCUCUUUCGACCAGAUCUCGAUUGUUGGUUAAACUAUCGAAAAAAUCCCAUCUUUCAAUUCUCUGGCUACUACUCAUCAGAAGAAUUAUUCGCAAAAGAUCGACAACGUCUCCGUACAAACGGAGAAUUCUCAUGGCGAUUACUAAAGAUUCUAUUCUACGAACUAACAGCAAACAAUAUCAAUGUUAACGAACUAAGUAUUAUUGAAUACUGCCGUUUGAUGGAACGGUUGCAACUUGGUUACUUGAUCGAAUCAAGUUAUAAUCGUAAGAAGUAA
Messenger RNA from Adineta ricciae, 2928 nucleotides. Lineage: Eukaryota; Metazoa; Rotifera; Eurotatoria; Adinetida; Adinetidae. The record is from the annotation of a GenBank genome assembly.